GUCAUACUACCUUAUAUAAACUGACUGAUAAACCGGUAAAUUGUCUCAUUUGCAAUAAAAUGCAAAGGGGCAUUUUAUAAUAGGCAGCAUUCCAUAUUUGGUGUUUUUUCUUUGACAAUAUAUCGAUAUGUGGUCACGAUUUAAAAUAAUUACCCUUUGCAUUUUGUGUUUUGUUUUGAUAGAUUUAGCCAUUGUAUUGGCACUUGUUUGGUCUAUGCCGGACUUACCUUCACCUGUGUUUAAUAAUAAAAUUUGUUUCCCUGCUGGAAAGGGACAUUUAGUUUGCGAUGAUACACCACGGAGAUUUAGUGGUUACCUAAAUAAGAUAAUUCAAGUCAGUUAUGACAAAGUGAAAAGGAUGGACAAAGAGCAGCAUCAAAAGUUCUUGACGGAAAACAGAGGUCAUUUUAUGGCAAUUUAUUAUACGUACUUUUGGGAUAUGAAGCCAUCUACUGCUAAAGUUACCGGAAAAGAACACCCAGUCAAUACAAAAGGUAUGUAUUUAGAAUAUAAUUAUAUCAAUAUGAUGGCUUUUCUUCACUUUUAUCAGACCAUUUUAUCGAAA
Molecule: messenger RNA, 565 nt
Organism: Ruditapes philippinarum (Manila clam)
Lineage: Eukaryota; Metazoa; Mollusca; Bivalvia; Venerida; Veneridae
Exons: 2
Source: RefSeq, a predicted model, not a curated record